This is a messenger RNA of Tachysurus fulvidraco (yellow catfish), 3650 nucleotides long. RefSeq names its product nudE neurodevelopment protein 1 (gene nde1). Gene Ontology annotation, biological process: cell migration; microtubule nucleation; vesicle transport along microtubule. Gene Ontology annotation, cellular component: centrosome; kinesin complex; kinetochore. The transcript has 9 exons. Gene Ontology annotation, molecular function: microtubule binding. Bases 326 to 1336 code for a protein of 336 amino acids. The record is from RefSeq and is a predicted model, not a curated record. Lineage: Eukaryota; Metazoa; Chordata; Actinopteri; Siluriformes; Bagridae.
CGAUCUCCAAGCUAUGGAUUCGUAGUGAUCCUUUCCGUGUAUGAAAUGAAGAUCGCAGGAUCACGAGGCAGUCUUUCAGUCGUUACACGAGCGAGCAUCAGAUUGUGGGAGUAGAAUUGAAUCGAAGGAUUUUUUCCCUUCACUAUUGUCUAAAAGUGUCUGUUUUUGGAUUAUUUUAGUCGGAUCGCUCGAACAGCAUUUAUAACUAAAUCUGAACAGGAAUAUAAAAGCGGAAACGGUUUCCGUUAUUCGAGUCGGUUUGGGCGUCUAAGCAGAAGUCGGGAGGUUUGUAAAGUUUUGUUCCCUCUGAUCAUCCUGGACAGCAAUGAGUUACUCAGAACCUCUAACAUUUUCAUCCGUCGAAGAAGAGAGGGAUUACUGGAAGGAGAGAGCGACUCAUCACCAGCAGAGGGCUGAUGAGGCUCGAGAUGAGUUGCAGGAGUUUCAGCAGAUGAGUAGAGAUUACGAAGCCGAACUCGAGACCGAACUGAAGCAGUGUGAAGCGCGAAACCGUGAACUCCUCGCGACCAACAACCGGCUACGCACAGAACUGGAGAACUUUAAGGAGAAGUACGAGACGCAGCACUCUGAGACGUACAGACGGGUUUCUGCUCUGGAAGGAGAUUUAGCCGAAACCACCGCCAUCAAGGACCAGUUACAGAAAUAUAUCAGAGAGCUGGAACAGUCCAACGAUGACCUCGAGAGAGCUAAAAGGGCCACCAUCAUGUCACUGGAGGACUUUGAGCAGAGGAUGAACCAUGUCAUCGAGAGGAAUGCUUUUCUCGAGAGCGAACUAGACGAGAAGGAGAAUCUGCUGGAGUCGGUUCAGAGACUGAAGGAUGAAGCUCGAGAUCUGAGGCAGGAGCUGGCGGUGAAACAGAAGCAGGACCGUAAACCAUCCCUUAGCCUUACAGUGGAUGGAGAGAAGGUGGAGUCGAUGGCAUCACACACACCGUCCACUCAUCCCUCACACCUCACUACACCGCCCAGAGCAGCAGCAGGUUCUGGGAGCGCAUUUCACACACCACCGUCCUCCUAUGGCAGAAUCGAAGGUCUCACCGGGACGCCGUUGACGACGUCAGCACGGAUUUCCGCUCUCAACAUCGUAGGAGAACUGCUGAGGAAAGUCGGCUUUGUGUCGGUGUUUCAGAAUUUGGAGUCGAAGCUGGCAUCAUGCAGAGAGCUGCAGGUCCAGGAGCGAACACCCAGUCGCUUGGCGACGGCUCCGAGCUCUCACGGCACCCCGAGAGAAGCGCUGGAGAACCAGCCGAGCGCUAACGGUCUGUUCGAGGGGAUGGUCAAGCGGCUAGAUUUUGGACCCAAAAUGGUGGUCUGACUCUGGGGCUCUGUGUGUGUGUGUGUGUGUGUGUGUGUGUGUGAUUGUUCUGGACUCUACUUCUUUCUUGUCUCCUGCUGACUUAACACGUGGUUCAACACUCUUGCACUAGGAGGGUGUGAGUUUGUCUUUUUUUUUUUUUUUUUCUUAUUUUUAUUACUACUGUUAACUGAGGGUUAAUCCCCCCCCCCUCUCUCUCUCUCUUUUUUUUCUUUUUAUAUUUUUUUAUAUAAACAUUGUCUGUAUCUCCAUGUACAUCUACAUGUCUAUGUUUCACUGUUUUUGUAAAGAAAAUGUCUGAUUACAGAUGUUUGCACUGCACAGUUUAGAGGGUUUUCUGCCAUAUCACGUCUCUCUUUAGAUCGUUAUUGAAGACGACGUUCUAAACGGAAAAAGGAAAAUGGGAAACAAGGAAAUGUUCUUUCUAAUGCAGCAGAAGCAGCACAUCGAAGAAAUAUAAAUAGAACUUCCCCUUUAGUCCGAAUGUAGUCAUUGUAGGGGGGGGAUGACUACAUCUGCAAUAUGAUCUGAAUUAAUAUUUCCAUUUUUUUAAAGGCUGAAGAAGAAAUAAUUCCCCUUUAACAUAUUUGAUGCCAAGUUUUUUUUUUCUGUGACUUUGCUUUGCCCAUUUUAUGAGAAACUGAGACGAAGCUGCAGAAAGCUGUACACUUCCUUAAGAGUGAAGGCAGGAAACACAGAACUGUGCAGUGCAGCUCAAACUUAAGGACUGCAAUAUUGCCAUAUGGGUCUUUGUGCAAAUGAUCUUCUAAUGAACAAUUAGAGGUUUGGUUCAAACCGUUCUAGCGUUAGUAAGUUAGGAAAAAGAAUGUUUUGAAACACACUCGCCCUUUUCUGGGGCGCUUAUAGCCGAGCCCGGUCCCUAUACAUUUGUCGUGAUGUCAAGAUAUUUUUCAUUUUCUGUAACUGGGGGACAAAAUCGGAACGCACGUUUCACAUUACGAUGCAAUCGGCAGGUUAAGAAAAAAAAAAAAAAAGAUCGAUUCUUAUUGUUUCUUUACAAUUUACAAGUUUGACGUGUAACUUUAAAGGACAUUAAUUUGUUACAGCAACAUUGUUAGUGUUAUAAAAAGCACUAAGGAGACUCAGGAUGUGCUUGAAAUACAGGACUGUAAGUAACUUGUUAUAUUGCACACGUCUACAAAGGUUCGGUGACGAUUAGGUUCUCGCUUAAUUAACACCGGAUCAGAGGCUCAUAUAUAGAACCCUGAUGGGAUAAAAUACAGAACCUUUUACAUGUUCAGUUGGUUUUGUUUUUUUCCCUCUCUUAAGCACUGUACAGUAAUUGCUUUCGCAUGUCUGACGUGGCACUAAAUUUUGUAUUCAAUAGAGCUUUUGUUGAUGUGAAGCUUUGAGAUUUUUGCAGCAGUUUCACAAGCCUUAGGGCUUAGCAUCAGGGACGUGUCGCUCAGAAAGAGAACGAGAGGGACACAAAGUGUCUCUAUACAGUGUAUUCCACAGCAGCAUGUUAACAAGGACAGUUUCCUUAUUUGUUAAAGAAUGACUCCUCUUUUAAUGUUGUGAAACGUUAUCAGAAUAUGAUGUCCUCUCAAAGACAAAAAAAACCUCAGCUUGUCAUGUAAAUGAGGAACCAAAAAACGUUGCAUAUGUGCAGUUUUUAGCCUUGCGUGCAACCCCAAAGUCCGCUUGCACGUGAUCUGUUACUAUAGCAAUGAGAGAUGCUGAUACAGAAAAUGACCAAUGAGGCUUCAGUAACGCUCUAGCACAACACAGGCAUUUCUCCAUUAUAAAUCUGGCACAUAAGUGAUAUCGAGACGCCUCGUUAGUAUUUUAUGGAUUAUUUCUUUAAAAAAUGGCAGACGUUCUUGUAAACGAGACAAAAGUCUUUACCGUUUUUCUUUCUCGCAUGAUCUCUGGGUUUUGUCCGGGAUGUAAAUGUUAAGAAACGGACCAAAAUCCAAACGCAGUCUCUCUGUAGUGUAGUUGAGAUAAAUUAAAGAGUUAAAUACUUCAGUGAAGGCUACAAAUGUUUUAUGUUAAAAUUAGAAAUGUAAAGAGGAGCUUGGAUGUGCCGUUUUCUCUACUAAUAUAGGAGUUAUGAUGGACGGAUGAACAGAUAGACAGAUCAAGGUCUACUUAUCUACAUUAAACUUUAAUCACUAAUAACAGUACAGUUUUUGGCAAUGAUCAGGUGUUUAAAUCACGUGCUCACUGAGAGUCGAGUGGGGUAUUAAGGAACGGUUCAGGUUCAAUACAGCAGCUUUAUCAUGUUCAUGUAAAACGUGUUCCAUCAGCAGAUGUGCAAAAUAAACGACUUGCUACACAAAACUGUCAA